CUCAAUCUGUUAGCUAUGACUGGCCAAGAUUUGGAAGUGGAAAAUCUUCCCAUUCCUGCAACAAACGUGAUUGUUGUGACACUGCAAAUGGAUGUAAACAAGCUGAAUAUCACAUUGCUUCGGAUAUUUCGCCAAGGAGUGGCAGCAGCACUGGGGCUCUUACCUCAGCAAGUUCAUAUCAACAGACUUAUUGGGAAGAAGAAUUGUGUGGAGCUGUUUGUGUCACCACUGAACAGAAAGCCAGGAAUUUCUGAGGCACUCCCAUCAGAAGAAGUGCUGCGUUCUCUUAACAUCAACAUUUUGCAUCAGAGUUUAUCCCAGUUUGGAAUAACGGAGGUCUCUCCUGAGAAAAAUGUUUUACAAGGCCAGCAUGAAGCAGACAAAAUCUGGAGCAAAGAAGGAUUUUAUGCGGUUGUCAUAUUUCUCAGCAUCUUUGUCAUUCUAGUAACUUGUUUAAUGGUUCUGUACAGAUUAAAGGAGAAGAUCCAGUUGUCACUGAGACAAGAGAAGGAAAAGGAAAAGAAGCAGGAGAUCCACCUCUCACCCCUUCCCCUGCAGACAUCUCAGUCUAAGACCACCAACAGCAUGGUCCAGCCUGAACAGGCUCCAAAGGUUGUUAAUGUUGUAGUGGACCCUCAAGGCCAAUGUGUUCCUGAGCUCAAACCUCCUCUGUGUGCCAGUCCUUCUCCUUUCAGAAUGAAACCUGUGGGGCUCCAAGAAAGACGAGGAUCCAAUGUCUCACUGACUUUGGAUAUGAGCAGUUUGGGAAGUGUUGAACCUUUCAUCACUGUGCCAACCCCACGAGAAAAAGUAGCAAUGGAAUACCUACAGUCAGCCAGCCGCGUCCUGACACGGCAGCAGCUUCGAGACGCAGUUGCAUGUUCUCAUUCACUUCAAACAGAAUUCAUGGAAAUACCAAUGAAUUUUGUGGAUCCCAAAGAAAUUGACAUCCCAAGUCAUGGAACUAAAAAUCGCUAUAAAACAAUUUUGCCAAAUCCCCUAAGCAGAGUGUAUUUGAAACCAAAAAAUCCAUCUGACUCCUUGAGCACCUACAUAAAUGCUAACUACAUUAGGGGAUAUGGAGGUAAAGAGAAGGCUUUCAUUGCAACCCAGGGACCCAUGAUUAAUACCGUGAAUGAUUUCUGGCAGAUGAUUUGGCAAGAAGACAGCCCUGUCAUUGUUAUGAUCACAAAGCUGAAAGAAAAAAACGAGAAAUGUGUGCUUUAUUGGCCAGAAAAAAGAGGUAUCUAUGGGAAGGUUGAAGUUCUUGUUAACAGUGUACAAGAAUGUGACAACUAUACUGUCCGUCAGCUUACAAUAAAGCAAGGGAGUCAGUCCCGGAGUGUGAAACACUACUGGUAUACAUCCUGGCCGGACCACAAAACUCCUGACAGUGCUCAGCCUCUGCUGCAGCUCAUGUUGGAUGUAGAAGAGGACAGGGUGGAAUCACCAGGCAGAGGGCCUGUCGUUGUGCACUGCAGUGCUGGUAUAGGAAGAACUGGAUGUUUUAUUGCCACAGCCAUUGGUUGUCAGCAGCUGAAGGAGGAAGGAGUUGUAGAUGCAUUGAGUAUUGUCUGUCAGCUACGAGUGGAUCGGGGUGGAAUGGUUCAGACCAGCGAACAGUAUGAAUUUGUGCACCAUGCACUGAGUCUGUAUGAAAGCAGACUUUCUGCAGAAGCUGUCCAGUGAAGCCAAGGAGGGUAAAACCAAGUGUCAGUCUCUUGAGGUAAUAUGUUUCAUUACCUACCAGCAGCUUCUUCAAGGAGUUUACUGCAGUGGGAAGAGUGGCUUUGAGGCCCAACUUCUGAAAGGAUUGUGGACAGUUUGGCAAAAGUAUAGAGAUUGCUGGACCCUUACUGUACAUGAAUGUAUUGUGAGCUUCCUAAAAAUGAUUUAUAAAGAAGGUAUCGUACUGAACUACACGUGGAUUUUGCAUAUAUAUCUAAAGGUGGGUUUAAUUGUGUAAUACUGAUAACUGCCAUAUGGAAUGUAUGUAUGUGCUGCUGCUGCAGUCGGAUGGACAUUGGAACUUCUACAGAAGAAAUGUUUAUCAAGUGUAUAAAUGCUUUAACGUUUGCAAACUGUCUUGUGAAUGGACUGUCAAGUGUACUGUAAAGUGCUAUUACUGAUUAUGUGGUGAGCUUGUUUCUUGGCCACAUAAUAUUCUUGCUGCUAAAAUUGCAAGUGUUCAAUUAUGGAUUAAAACAAAAAAUGAAAUCAUAAAAAGAUUGAACGUCUUGUUUUUGAAAAUAUUCAAAGGCAGUUACUAUUUUAUACGGAAAUAUACUUUCUUCAUACUAUUAGCUAUUAAAUGUGUAUCAACUCUAGGUCCUACAGAGCAGUUGCAGAGCACAACGUCCGUUAUUUGAUGUAUACGUAUUUGCCCUAUACUGUUGAUUGUCUUAGAACACGCUUCUGCUGCACAGGCCCUAAUCCAGUGUAUUUGUAAAUUGUGUAAG
This is a messenger RNA of Colius striatus (speckled mousebird), 2459 nucleotides long. It is a transcript of the gene PTPRR, whose product is annotated as protein tyrosine phosphatase receptor type R. The coding region runs from base 16 to 1689 and encodes 557 amino acids. Gene Ontology annotation, biological process: protein dephosphorylation. The transcript has 13 exons. Gene Ontology annotation, molecular function: protein tyrosine phosphatase activity. The record is from RefSeq and is a predicted model, not a curated record. Lineage: Eukaryota; Metazoa; Chordata; Aves; Coliiformes; Coliidae.